CCCCACCGGGAGAAGGGCGGUACCUCCCUUCGUUACGGCUUUGCCGUAAAGCGGGGUUGGCGGGGCUUACGGCGCGGCGUGAAGCGGGUUAAAAGCCCCAGUCAAACGCAACUAAAGAGGUCACUGAAAUGUGAAAAUGGCCAAUUUAAGAAGUGAAGUGAGAAAUCUAUACAAAAACCUGCUGUAUCUCGGAAGGGAGUAUCCCAAAGGAGCAGACUACUUCAGAAAGCGUUUGAAAGCAGCUUUUCUAAAAAAUAAAGAUGAGAAAGAUCCGGAGAAGAUCAAGCAGAUGAUUGCACGAGGAGAAUUUGUUAUAAAAGAGCUGGAAGCUUUGUACUUCCUCAGAAAAUACAGAGCUCUGAAACAGCGCUACUACAGUGACGACAAUCAGUAACUGGUGCUAAUGACUUCCAUGUAAUGAUACAGAGCCUUAAAAAAUGAACAAUAAAAGCUGUAACCUAAAACCAAAUGAAACGUUAAUCCUUCUGACCCAUCUGAAAUACAGAUUAGGCCUUUGCUUCCCUUUAAGUAGUGCCUUCAAGGAUUUUCAACUACAUCUGCCCCCUCUGUAAGGGUCAUGCUGGCAGAGGCACUUGCCCACCGUGCUGGGCAGAAGACUGCGGAGUCAGAAAGGGGGGGUGAAUUUGGACAGGAGUGGUUUAAGCACUUUGACCCUGAAGACAGUUCCUGCUACUACUGAUUUCUGACACUGCGUAACUGCUGUAGCAGCAAUACAGAACUUUAUGCUUUCCCCCCGGAACAGAAGUUUGACUGUGGAUGUUUGCUCCACAGCUAAUGUCAUUGACUAGCUCAACUAGCACAAACCUGUGCCAGAACUAUGUGUCUACUAGGAUUGGAUGGUGUUUCUACCCCCACCAAGAACUACGCGACACUGGAAAGAGAACAGAAGAUCUUUGGAAUAUAGGUAAGUCAUCACUGCAUCACAGUAAAACUGUUGGCAAUAGCAAGUCUUCACAUGUAUGAACUCUAGAACAGAAUGAAGAAAAACGCUGGGCAGUUAGCAUACUACCUUCUGAGGAAGUGUGCUGUUUGUAGCACCACAUUGAUGUGAAGAGCAGCCCUUCCACAUCAGCUGAAUUCUACAGUAUGUUGCAGUUAAAACCUGUUCUGAAUGAAUACCUCCAUGUAAAAAAUUUAACCUACCCCUCUCAGUAACUGAUAGAAGAUGAUCCACAUAACAAAGGGCCAAAUCGUAACUUUAUGAAGCAGGAGCAGUUUCAGGCUUUUUUCCCCACCUAGGACACGACCGGUACUAAAAUAUGUUGUUCAUGUUUUAUGUAAGUUUAUGGAAGGCAUCUGAUAGAAGAAAACAAACGUGCACCUGCGAAUAAACACAGAAUAGCUAUUGAGAGUAUUUACAACUUGUAGACUAACUGAAGUCUGCUGUUAGACUAAUGAAAUAAGGGCUCUGGGGCAUGGCUGUAGAUGGUACAGCCCGAGAAGCACACAGCAGUGAGAGGUGCAUCCUCACCCAAAGCAAGGCUCUGCUCCUUGCAGAGCACAGAAUGCAGCAGCAGCAGCAUGCAUCAGAGGAGAUGGACUGCCACAAUAAAGCACUUCAUGGCAGGCAAUGGGAAGGAUGAGAAGUAAACAGAACUGAACUGCCAAACACGUGCAGUACAGAGGGUACUCCAUUCCUAAGGUAUGGAACUAAAGUUCUUGGAGAGAAAAAGGAAACUGGGGCAGAAAUUCACAAUAACUAUUUUUUAUUACAUUACAAUAAAUAGGAGCAGUACAGUUUGACAAAAAAA
Neopsephotus bourkii (Bourke's parrot) is the source of this 1772-nucleotide messenger RNA. RefSeq names its product electron transfer flavoprotein regulatory factor 1 (gene ETFRF1). The transcript has 3 exons. The coding region runs from base 137 to 394 and encodes 85 amino acids. Gene Ontology annotation, biological process: respiratory electron transport chain. NCBI's taxonomy places the organism in Eukaryota, Metazoa, Chordata, Aves, Psittaciformes, Psittacidae. The record is from RefSeq and is a predicted model, not a curated record. Gene Ontology annotation, cellular component: mitochondrion.